UAUUGUUUCAAGUUUAUUACAGUGCUUAACCUAUCAUUUUCACGAUGACAUUUCUUCAAUUUAUUCUCUUAGUGUUUGCUGUUGCGAGAGUGUCAAUUUCUUCUUUGACUGGCAAUAUGACCGGGUCAUCAUCCUUCGUCCCAUCGGACACUUAUUUUAUCACCUUCGUGGUUCCUGACAGAUAUGAAUUUGUGGGAGAACAGUGCUAUCGUUUCAGUCGCUAUUUCUGCUUGGUUGGAUUCGUGACGGACAGUGUGCACAGCAACAGGCAGAUUCAGAUGGGGGAUGUGGCUGAGUUUAGAGGCUUGAUAGCUUACAACUACCACCAAUUCAACUAUUUCUCCUUCAGAAGCGAAGACUUGCCAUACGGAUGUUGCAACUACCAAUCUAACACUUUCCAGGCAAACGGUCAGAGUUUUGGCUACUCGCCCAGGGAGUACUUCAACAUCUUGUCUACUUUGGGGAACCCUCUAGAGAAAAGAGACCUGGUGUUUAUCACAUCGAGAUGGGACGAGCAAGUAUGCAUGAACAUAAUUGGCCAGAUAGACUUCGGCCAAGGGUAUUUCAUCCUGGACGGAGCUUAUGAAGGUACUAGAUUUCCAUUUGCAUUUCCACCUCUUGGAGAUUCCACCGAAGUUCUGGUAAUCUCGGGUCAACGAGUUCAACCAGAUCUGACCUUCAACAGGUUCUUACAGAACGUGGUUUGCAAAGAGAAGCCGAAUUUUUGCGAAACAAGCACGUCAACAACUACACCUGAACAAGAAGAUGUGAGAAAAAGAUUGUUCCACGAUAUUUGAAAAAAGAUAAAGCAGAUUUAAACGCAGUUUCAAAUUUCAUGUUUCGAGUACUGAAACGCGGAAGUAAAUUCGAUAUGGCGUGGUUUUUUUUUUCUUUUUUACGAAGUAAUUUGACACUUGAGCCAGAUUUGGUGCAGUGACUUUAUCGAUUAAAAUUAUGUAAAUGGUAA
Symsagittifera roscoffensis is the source of this 967-nucleotide messenger RNA. RefSeq lists its product as uncharacterized. The record is from RefSeq and is a predicted model, not a curated record. The transcript is spliced from 5 exons. Lineage: Eukaryota; Metazoa; Xenacoelomorpha; Acoela; Convolutidae. The coding region runs from base 45 to 797 and encodes 250 amino acids.